Molecule: messenger RNA, 1043 nt
Organism: Erinaceus europaeus (western European hedgehog)
Lineage: Eukaryota; Metazoa; Chordata; Mammalia; Eulipotyphla; Erinaceidae
Gene: UBTD2
Product: ubiquitin domain containing 2
Exons: 3
Coding region: 200-904 (234 amino acids)
Molecular function (GO): protein binding
Source: RefSeq, a predicted model, not a curated record
CCGGCAUGGGCCGGCCCGGGGCUGGCGGGGCCGUGGCGGAGGCGGGGGCGGCGCGCGGGCCCGGAGGCUGAGGGGGCGGGGGCCGAGCCUCGCGGUGGGCGGAGCGGCGGGGCGGGGCGGGGCCGCGGCGGGCGGCGGCGCCGAGGAGGGCCCGCACCGGGAGGAGCGCCCGGAGGCGGCGGCCGAGCCCGGGGCCCCCAUGGGCGGGUGUGUGGGCGCCCAGCACGACUCCUCGGGCAGCCUCAACGAGAACUCGGAGGGCACCGGAGUUGCUUUAGGUCGUAACCAGCCUUUGAAAAAGGAGAAGCCCAAAUGGAAGAGUGAUUACCCCAUGACAGACGGACAGUUGCGCAGCAAGAGGGAUGAAUUCUGGGACACCGCACCUGCCUUCGAAGGCCGGAAAGAGAUCUGGGACGCCUUGAAGGCCGCCGCGCACGCGUUUGAGAGCAACGACCAUGAACUGGCUCAAGCCAUCAUCGACGGCGCCAGCAUAACCUUGCCACACGGUGCGCUGACAGAGUGCUACGAUGAGCUGGGGAACAGGUACCAGCUGCCCGUCUACUGCCUGGCACCCCCCAUCAACAUGAUCGAGGAGAAGAGCGACACGGAGGCUCUGGACAUCCCCGAGCCGCCCCCCAACUCCGGGCACGAGUGUCAGCUGCGCCUGCGCCUCUCCUCGGGCAAGGACCUCAGGCUGGCCGUCCGCAGCACGGACACCGUCCACCACAUGAAGAGGCGGCUGCACGCCGCGGAGGGCGUGGAACCCGGCAGCCAGCGCUGGUUCUUCUCCGGCAGGCCCCUGACCGACAAGAUGAGGCUGGGCGAGCUGAAGAUCCCCAGGGACUACGUGGUGCAGGUCAUACUCAGCCAGCCCCUGCAGAACCCAACUCCGGUGGAGAACUGAGCUGAGCCGGCCCCUCCCGCCCUCCUCCAGGGUGUGACGUGUCCUCUCACAGUUCCGCGUCCUGAGGAGUCACAGCGAAAGAUUCCAUCUGUGAUGGAGACCAACAAAUGAAUUAAAUAAAACACAAAAGGGCCAGCCA